CCGACUCCUGAAGAGACACGGGCGCCUGUCAUCCGUUAACCACCCGAGCAUCUCUGGCGUCCAAACGCAGUUUCUAACCAGAACAGUCAUUUGACUCAUCGUUUGAGUGGUAUAUAAUGCCACAAGGUUUCUUCGUGGUCGCAUCGUCUGAUAUUGUAAAACUUUAAAUGCUAUUGUUAUGACCAUCUGAAAGGUUCUUGCGGCAUUUAUAAGUGCUAACUGAAGCUUAUAUGAAACAUUUUUGUCUGAAAUCUCUCGGAGCCAUCUCGCUCUAAAAAACUCGGGGAUUGUAAGACUUCCAUGUCGGCGAUGUUGUUUUCCAUCGUAAUGGAGACCUGAGACAAGGGGUCAGUAGCUAGUUAAGAAUUGGCGUGGAUCGUUUGCAGAUCUUUAAAAAAGAUCAAACUUUUAUCACAUAGCCUAUGACACGGAUUAUUAAAGAUGAGACGCUUAUUUUGACUAUCACAGUGGGAUAAAGUACAGCGCAUCAUCACCGCACCUUCAGGAUGUUCCGGCGAGGCUGUGGUCUGGAGUUUCUCCUGGUGCUGUGUGGUUUAGAGUUGACCCAGGCUUGUCCUCGUCACUGCAUCUGCUACGACUCUCCCAGCACGGUGAGCUGCCAGGCUCACAACUUCCUGGUGGUUCCAGAGGGAAUCCCAGCCCAGAGUGAGCGCGUCUUUCUGCAAAACAACAAGAUCCAGCGACUGCUACAGGGCCAUUUCAGCCCCACCACAGUCAUGCUUUGGCUCUACUCCAACAAUAUCUCAUACAUCCAGCCCUCCACAUUCAUGGGGUUCACCCGGCUGGAGGAGCUCGAUCUGGGGGACAACAAACACCUCCGCUCUCUGGCUUCUGACACUUUUCAGGGCCUGACCAGACUCCAUGCUCUGCACCUCUACCACUGUGGCCUAAUCACUCUGCCUGCUGGCUUGUUUGAGGGGCUGCACAACCUGCAGUACCUCUAUUUACAGAACAACCAGUUGGAGUUUCUUGAGGAUGACAUGUUCAUUGAUCUUCUGAAUCUGAGCCAUUUAUUUCUGCAUGGAAAUCGGUUGUGGAGUCUCCACCAGAACACUUUCCGUGGCCUGGGUGCCCUCGAUCGAUUGCUGCUCCAUCAAAACCGACUCCAGUGGGUUCACAAACAGGCUUUCCACGACCUGCGUCGCCUGACGACUCUCUACCUGUUUAACAACUCCUUACCUGAACUUCCAGCUGAAAGCUUGGCUCAGCUGCCAGCACUGGAGUACCUACGUCUCAACGACAACCCUUGGGAGUGUGACUGCAAGGCCGUGCCGCUCUGGGAUUGGCUGCGGCGCUUCCGUGGCUCCACCUCCUCGUUAAUAUGCGUGGCUCCGCCAGAGCUGGCUGGGAAGGAUCUGAAAAGGUUGACGAAAGAAGAGCUGCCUUCCUGUACAGGCUCAGAGUCGCUCCACCAGAGCAAAUCCAGCCAGGGGGACGUGGGAGUGUCGUUGAAGAAAGAUCAUCAUCAUCGAUCACGCAAUCAUCAUCAUCCUCACCUGCCACAUCAGGAUCAAUACUACCCCACCUCCCCAUCGCCGCUCCCUCGACCACCCAAGCCGGGACGCAACAGGAACUGCACGACGCAUCGAAGUCGCAAGGGCAAUGCUCAGAACGAGGUGUAUAACCUAACAGAGUUAGCCAACAAGGAAUCAGACGAAAAAUCUGACCCAUCAAAACCAAGACGAAAGAACAAAUGCAUCCCACGGACUUCGGUGGGUGCCCCUAGUGGCGUGCAAAGAGCGAACAGCAGGGCGGUGUCCCUCUGGUUACCUUGUUUCAUCAUCCCUCUUUGCUUAUUGGUGUGUCUCACUGCCCUUAUUUUCCGCUGAGCCAUGUAGAAGCGUCUACUAAUGGUUUUACAGAAUAAACUUAGCCCUCUGUCUACUCUGGCUCCUACACUUCAGUGUACGAAUGUGUGUGUGCGUUUGUGUGUACAUGUGUACGAUAGUGAGCCCCUUUCGUGGGACAGAGGACUUGUGCGAAGUUGCAGGCCUGGAAUUAAACUGGAGAUGGGAAGAAACUCUGGGAUUUGUGGGCGAGAGAUGGAGAGACGGGACUACUCCUCCAUCAUCACCAUUUCCAGUUGCUCCUGUUAGACCAGGGCAUAUUCAAUAACAAAAAAAACCCAUCUGCAUUUGUUAACUACAUUCAGUUGUGUAUCACACCUCUGCAGAAUAAUUAGCAGCUCAUUGUGUUCAAGCUCACCUCCAUUAAAACCUCCGAAUCCCUGUCUUAACCUUCAACCUGCACACAGGCUGCAGCCCAGCAGGGGGUAAGAGUGUGAAUGAAAUACAUAAACCAACCAUUUACACAAAUGUACAAAGGGGCUGCUUUCCUAACCUGUAAGCAUCUCAGCGGUUUCUAUGGGAGGGAUGUUGUUAACACCUUUAGCACCUGACAACAUAAAAAUGAAAGCCAAGCACACAAGAGAGCAAUUGGGUUAGUUAUGAGGUUUUUUGUUGUUGUUGUUUAAAGCUGGUUCACACAGCCCCAAUAAAUGCUAACAGGGUUGAUCCAACAAAGCCAGAAGUUGCUGUUUGCUGUCACUGUGUGGAUUAACAAUCAAAUUCUACUUUUCUAAAGCUGCUAUGUUGGCGAGGUCAGUAAAGAAAAAGUAGAGUUUAUGAAGGAUUAUGGGAUGGCUCUGGGCUUGUGUCUGUUCUUAUUCAUUGAUUGUGCCCUUAAGAUAGUAUUUUACAUAAAAACUGGAAGGCAAAAGUUAUUAAGACAUGAAAAGGUCAAGUGGAGCUCAUGCAAAAAGAAUCAUGCAUUAUCUGUUUCUCAGCUGCAAUAAUGUGCUGACCUAGAAGGCACACAACACCAACACUACAUUAAUAGCUGUACACAGCACAGUUUAGGAAAAUAAAACAGGAAAUUUCACAAAGGAAGAAACACAGCUGUUCAGUCACAGACGUCGAGUCGAACCUGGAAUGUUAAUUUGCCAUAGAUUCCCUCAGGAAGUUCUUAAGGUUUUUUUUUUUCUUUUUCUUUUUCUUUUUCUUUUUUUUGCGAUUUUUGAUUUAAACCACUAUGGAGACAG
Molecule: messenger RNA, 3061 nt
Organism: Carassius carassius (crucian carp)
Lineage: Eukaryota; Metazoa; Chordata; Actinopteri; Cypriniformes; Cyprinidae
Product: reticulon-4 receptor-like 1
Exons: 3
Coding region: 507-1850 (447 amino acids)
Cellular component (GO): plasma membrane
Molecular function (GO): protein binding
Source: RefSeq, a predicted model, not a curated record